AUGGGCGUGUUAUGUAUAGCUCAACUCCGUAAUGAACAAAGUCGCCAUGGGAGUAUUUCCUAUGGCACUCAAAGGAAUCUCAAGCUCGCAUUUCGCCUUAACCUUCAUGCUAGAACCUGUGAACUCACCAAGCCUGAACCUAAUCUUAAAAUAAAGUUUCAAAUCGACAUUAAAAAUCCUACUUCUCUGAUCUUCUUGGAAAUCCUUCAUCUGAUCGUCAUUCAACACCGUCACGUGAAUCCCCGUGAAAACCCCGUACAUGUGAUCCGUGCUUUUCGUACUUUGGAGGAACGAAUUCUGCAACGUCACCACCUCCGUGGUCGCAAACCUUACGCCCUCGUAGAACACGUUCGCCUCUACGGUGUCGUAGUAGAUGUCGAGCUUCGUGUUGGGGUUUCGUGCCGUGAAGUUGAGGACGAGGUUGUAACGAAGGGUGUUGUCGUUGGAGGUGUAGUUGAACUGCGCAAGCGUCGCGUGGCUCACGACGAACCUGAAGGGACGUGGCUCGAUCACGACCCAGAAGACGAUGAAUACAACAACGACGAAGAUCAUGACUGCAAGGAUAAACUUCCAGAGGAAGCUGAAGAAGAGGGAGCUGCAGCAAUUUGUUCGGCGGUGGUUUCGUGGCGCCUCCGCUGGAGGAAUCCCAUGGCCGUAAUACGCACCGUUUAG
This is a messenger RNA of Sphenostylis stenocarpa, 672 nucleotides long. The record is from the annotation of a GenBank genome assembly. Lineage: Eukaryota; Viridiplantae; Streptophyta; Magnoliopsida; Fabales; Fabaceae.